This is a messenger RNA of Motacilla alba alba, 2845 nucleotides long. RefSeq names its product Kruppel like factor 4 (gene KLF4). The record is from RefSeq and is a predicted model, not a curated record. The coding region runs from base 546 to 1904 and encodes 452 amino acids. Gene Ontology annotation, molecular function: DNA-binding transcription factor activity, RNA polymerase II-specific; RNA polymerase II cis-regulatory region sequence-specific DNA binding. Lineage: Eukaryota; Metazoa; Chordata; Aves; Passeriformes; Motacillidae. The transcript is spliced from 5 exons. Gene Ontology annotation, biological process: regulation of transcription by RNA polymerase II.
GCCAUGGCGGCGGGGGCGGCGCGCCCGCGAAGUGAGGUGAUAAGAGGGAGCGGCGGCGACAGGAGCGCGCAGUGCCGAGCGGGGCGCGGCGGCGGCGGCGGCGGAGCGCGCCCGGCGCAUCCCUCCUUCCAUCCACCCCUCCUUUCCCCACUGGCACCACCGCGCCCCGUCCGUCCUGCCCGGCUCCCCACAUGGCCGCGGCUCCUCGGGAAACGCCUCGCGCCGCCGCCCUGCCGGUGCCGGAGCCGCGUUGCCGGGCGGCGGCCGCCGCCUCCUCCUCCUCCACCUCCUCUUCCUCGUCCCCGCGGCGCCGCUAGCGCCCCGCGCCCCGCGCAGCGCAGCGCCGAACUAGAAGAAGAAGAAGCAGCAGCAGGAGCAGCAGCAGCAGCAGCAGCAGGGCGCUCCCGCGGCACCGCCCCGGCGGCGGCGCUGUGCCGGCUCCGCGCGGCUGGACGGCGCGUCCGUGCCGCCUCCCCUCCCUCUGCUCCGCGCCGGCGCUCGGGACCACGGCGGCGGCGGCGGCUCGGCGGGACGCCCCGGCACGGAUGCGGCAGCCCCCCGGCGAGUGCGAGAUGGCGCUCAGCGGCACGCUCCUUCCCUCCAUCGCCACCUUCGCGGCGGGCGCCGCGGGCCGCGAGAAGGCGGCGCGGCCCGCGGGCCCCGGCAACCGCUGGCGGGAGGAGCUGUCGCAGCUGAAGCGGCCGCCGCCGGCGCUGUCGGCGCGGCCGGUGGAGACGCCGCCGUCGGAGCUGGAAGGCGCCGCCGCUCUCGGCCCCCGCCGUGACGCCGAGGAGUUCAAUGAGCUGCUGGACUUCGACUUCAUCCUCUCCAACUCGCUCAUGCACCAGGAGCCCGCCGCCGCCGCCAUAGUGGUGGCCCCCGCCGCCACCCCGGCCCCCACCGCCAGCCCCUGCCCCGCCGGGCCCUUCGCCUACCCGCUGCCCCGGCCCGAGCCCGCCGGUCUCCUCUACGGCGGCGGCGGCGGCUGCGACGGGGCUCCCGCCGCCGGGUCCGCCGCGCCCUUCAACCUGGCCGACAUCACCGACGUGUCCCCCUCGGGAGGCUUCGUGGCCGAGCUGAUGCGGCCAGACCUGGACGCGGUGUACCUGCCAGCGCCGGCCGCGCUGCCGCCCCUGGGCAGCCUGCAGGGCAAGUUCGUGGUGAAGGCGGUGGGCGACUACAGCCACCCGGGGCUUAGCCCCAAGAGCGGCCCCGCCGCCCCGCCGCCCGGCGCCGACGGCCCCGGCGCGCCCUACACCUCCCUGCCGCGGAUGUGCCCCAAAAUCAAGCAGGAGGCCGCGCCGCCGUGCACCCUGGCCCCGCCGCCGCCGCACGGGAGCAGCCCCCGAGGAGCCCCGCAGCACGACUUCGCCCUGGGCAGCCGCCCGCUGCCCGCCCGGAGUACGCCGUCGCUGGGGCCCGAGGAGAUGCUGAGCGGCAGAGACUGUCUCCCCGCCACGCCGGGGCUGGCCCACCCGCCGCUGCCGCCGGGGUACCCCCCGGCUCCUGGCUACCCCACCUUCCUGCCCGAGCAGCUCUCUCCCGGCGCGCUCCAGUACCAAGAGCUCAUGCCGCCGGGGAGCUGCCUGCCAGAGGAGACCAAGCCCAAGAGGGGACGCCGGUCAUGGCCUAGGAAAAGGACGGCCACACACACCUGUGACUAUGCGGGCUGCGGCAAAACCUACACCAAGAGCUCUCAUCUCAAGGCGCAUCUGAGAACCCACACAGGUGAGAAGCCUUAUCACUGUGACUGGGAAGGCUGCGGGUGGAAGUUUGCCCGAUCCGAUGAACUCACUCGUCACUACAGAAAACACACAGGCCACCGCCCUUUCCAGUGCCAGCGUUGUGACAGAGCCUUCUCCAGGUCGGACCACCUCGCCUUACACAUGAAGAGGCACUUCUGAUUUGGGAAAGCCGUGGAUCUUUCCCCCGACUGCCGCAGAGAUUCAGUAUUUACAGCACAAGGACUGUCUUCCACAAGACGGGGAGAACUCAUUUUAAGCACUACAGAUAAUCGAGGUGAAGUCUUCCAAAGAGUGGAAAAGAGGGAUAACUGCAUAUGGACAUUGCAACUUUCUUUUUUUAUAGUUAUACACUUAAGAGAACCAAAGACGUUGGGGUCAAUGACUGGAUCUUCUAUCAUUCCAUUUGUAAAUCCAACUUGAAUUAUUUCUGGACUACAGAAUGCCAAGGAGUGACUGGAAGUCACGGAUAUCAGGGUUAAACAGACUGUAUGUAGUUCGGAGGGGUGGGGAUAUUACACAGGGAAAUUACAUUCCCUUAAUUUCCUUUCAAUGCAAUAUUAGAUGUACAUGUCAUCUUGUACUUUCUUUUUUUUUUUUUUUUUCCUUCUAAAAGCCAUUACAAUGUUAAAAGAGGAGGAAAAAUUCAGGUACAGAAUUAUAUUUUCAAAGCCUAUUUCAUGGUGCUUAGUGACUGUUGGUUCUAGAGGUACCAAGAACAGGAAGCCAAAGUUCUCAAACUGCUGCAUAUCUGACAAGGAACUAUUUUUUAUCUUCCGAUUGCCAAUUAUGACCUAAAUCAGGUGAAUAACCCUGGUUUAUCUUUUUUGUUAAGAAAAUAACUUUAUGCAGACAGUCUGUAAUGCACUGUGGUUUCGAUGUGCAAUAGUUUGUACAAUGGUUUAUUCCCAAAUAUGCCUUAAGCAGAACAAAUGUUUUCUAUAUAGUUCUUUACAUAAUAAAUAUGUAAUAUAAAUUUAAGCAAACUUCUAUUUUGUAUAUUUGUAAACUAUGAAGUAAUAAUGAACAUUUUGUUGGAAUUUGUAUUUUGCAUAUUCAAGGUGAAAAUAAGUUUUAAAUAAACCUAUAAUAUUUUAUCUGAA